AAGCCCCAAGGCUGCGAUGGAAAGAGAAAAGGUGUCUCAUCCAUGACUGGGUUUGUCAAUUUUUGGUUAUCGCAGAGAAUUGUCUCCGAGAGCCAAGCUGACUGGACUUUGGGCUUCUAAUGAGUUAAGCACUAUCAGAGGAAGUGAGCUUUGACCGAUCCUAGCUUCGGGCUCACAAAGGCUCCCGGCUUCUGGCAAUAAAAAGAUCGUAAAACAUCAGCAUAUAGGACAGAGAGUUCCAACCUGAACAGAGGAGAGGUGUCCUGGAAGCUAUGGCGUUGUGUGACACUCAAGGACAAAGAGUGGCUGUUAUCGGCGGUGGUUUGGUUGGAGCACUGAAUGCCUGCUUUCUUGCAAAGAGGAAUUUCCAAGUUGAUGUGUACGAAGCUAGGGAAGAUAUUCGAGUGGCUAACUUUACACGUGGAAGAAGUAUUAACUUGGCCCUUUCUUAUAGAGGACGUCAGGCCUUGAAAGCCAUUGGUCUGGAAGAUCAGAUCGUUUCCAAAGGUGUGCCCAUGAAAGCCAGAAUGAUCCACUCUCUUUCUGGAAAGAAGUCUGCAAUUCCCUAUGGGAACAAGUCACAGUAUAUCCUUUCCAUAAGCAGAGAAAGCUUAAACAAGGAUCUACUGACUGCCGUGGAGUCAUAUCCCAACGCGAAGGUGCACUUUGGCCACAAGCUGUCGAAAUGCAGUCCGGAGGAAGGGGUACUCACUGUGCUCGGACCGGACAAAGUUCCGCGAGAUGUCACGUGUGACCUCAUUGUAGGAUGUGAUGGAGCCUAUUCAACUGUCAGAGCCCACCUCAUGAAGAAGCCCCGCUUUGAUUACAGUCAGCAAUAUAUCCCUCAUGGGUACAUGGAGUUGACAAUUCCACCUAAGAAUGGGGAGUAUGCCAUGGAACCUAACUGUCUUCACAUUUGGCCUAGAAACGCCUUUAUGAUGAUCGCCCUUCCGAACAUGGACAAAUCUUUCACCUGCACCUUGUUCAUGUCCUUUGAGGAGUUUGAAAAACUUCCAACUCGUAGCGAUGUGCUGGACUUCUUCCAGAAGAACUUUCCAGACGCUAUCCCUCUGAUGGGAGAGCAAGCCCUCAUGAGAGACUUCUUUCUGUUGCCUGCCCAGCCCAUGAUAUCAGUAAAGUGCUCUCCCUUCCACCUGAAGUCACACUGUGUGCUGAUGGGAGAUGCAGCCCAUGCCAUCGUCCCAUUUUUUGGGCAAGGAAUGAAUGCGGGCUUUGAAGACUGUUUGGUAUUUGAUGAGUUAAUGGACAAAUUUAAUAAUGACCUUAGUAUGUGCCUUCCUGAAUUCUCAAGAUUUAGGAUUCCAGAUGACCAUGCAAUUUCAGACCUGUCUAUGUACAAUUAUGUAGAGAUGCGAGCUCAUGUCAACUCUAGGUGGUUCCUGUUUCAAAGGCUUGUGGAUAAAUUUCUUCAUGUGAUUAUGCCUUCUACCUUUAUCCCUCUCUAUACCAUGGUCGCCUUCACCAGAAUAAGAUACCACGAGGCAGUGCUGCGCUGGCAUUGGCAAAAAAAGGUGAUAAACAGAGGACUCUUCAUCCUUGGGUCCCUGAUUGCUAUCGGAAGUGCCUACACACUUGUGCACCACCUGUCCCCAAGACCUCUGGAGUUCUUGAGAAGACCUGCCUGGAUGGAAACCACCAGCUACUGGAACAGGACCACAGACAUUUCCCUGCAAGUUCCAUGGAGUCACUAGGACAAAGACCCCAGUUUACCAACCAUAUGGUCAAAGUUCCGGGUAGCAAAUGUUUGAUUCCUCCUCAAUAGCAAGGGUGGAAAGCAUGUUUCCAUUGCCGUUUUCAGUUCACUACUGGGAAGUAGUUGUCAGCCUAGAAUGAAGCUUGGUGUGAAAUCUGUGUAUUGGUUCAGCUGAGCCACGGAAGAAUCUGUCUCAUCAUUUUGCAUGCUUGGGCUGGGUCACUUUAAAUUUAAAAACACAAUAACCAAGGUCUCUUUCACUUCU
Mastomys coucha (southern multimammate mouse) is the source of this 1979-nucleotide messenger RNA. RefSeq names its product kynurenine 3-monooxygenase (gene Kmo). Bases 273 to 1712 code for a protein of 479 amino acids. The transcript is spliced from 15 exons. Gene Ontology annotation, molecular function: NAD(P)H oxidase H2O2-forming activity; kynurenine 3-monooxygenase activity; FAD binding. The record is from RefSeq and is a predicted model, not a curated record. Gene Ontology annotation, biological process: NAD+ metabolic process; L-tryptophan catabolic process; quinolinate biosynthetic process. Gene Ontology annotation, cellular component: mitochondrial outer membrane. Lineage: Eukaryota; Metazoa; Chordata; Mammalia; Rodentia; Muridae.